Messenger RNA from Sinocyclocheilus rhinocerous, 865 nucleotides. Its product is annotated as T-cell surface glycoprotein CD3 zeta chain-like. The transcript has 8 exons. Gene Ontology annotation, cellular component: membrane. Bases 79 to 540 code for a protein of 153 amino acids. Gene Ontology annotation, biological process: cell surface receptor signaling pathway. Gene Ontology annotation, molecular function: transmembrane signaling receptor activity. The record is from RefSeq and is a predicted model, not a curated record. Lineage: Eukaryota; Metazoa; Chordata; Actinopteri; Cypriniformes; Cyprinidae.
UCACAGUGUCAUUGAGUCAAACACACACACAUACGCACGCAUCUCAAAGCUGCGGCCUGUCAGACAGACAGACGGAUAAUGAUGGCACCAAGAGCAGCAUCCGCUGUGAUCAUCCUGCUGUCCAUCACACCUGUGUCAGCAAUGUCGAAGUAUGAUCCUCAGUACUGUUACAUCCUGGACGCAUUUCUGCUGCUGUAUUGCAUCAUCAUCACUGCCUUCUUCGUGCGCGAGCGAUACAUCAAGAAGAAAAGCAUAGUGGAGCAAGACUCUUUGUAUCAGCCAAUUAACAAGAGCGGCCAGUCGACGUACGACAUACUGACACAGCGAUCGAAUGAAGAAGGUCGAGCUGGAGGGGGACGCAAGCGAGGAGACGACAGCACUUACACGCCUCUGCAGAAAAAGACGGACGACACGUACCGUGAGAUUGAAACGAAGGCAGGCCGCCGCCGUCCUGAUCAGGUUUAUCAGGGUUUGAGCUCCGUGACUAAAGACACGUAUGAUUCUCUGAACAUGCAGCCGAUUCACCCACCGCCACGUUAAAUGCUGAUUCUCCACAAACCGGCCAUCAGGAUCACAGUCCAGUGCAGAUUCAGCCACUUAACUCAUUCAUUCACUCUGUCUUUGAUUUCAGUCCAGUAGUUUUUUUUUUCUCCUACAGACUCCAGUGUUUAUUCUGUGUUUUUACAGUGACUGUGUUUAUCAUUUCUCCACUUUGUGAAUUAGGCUAUAGACUUUCAUAAUGAACCCAAAUUUUAAACGGCACACAUGUAAAGUAAAAAUCAUUAUAAAACCAAACGUUUAAACAUUGUGAGAUUCAACUAAUAAUUCUGUUCAAAUAAUAAUGCUAUUUGGUAACACUUUACAA